GAUGUUGGUGAUCCUGGCUCCGUGGGGAGUGCCUCUGGGUUUAAUGGUGUCCUUGGUGUCUCUUCCAGUGCUGUGGUGAUGUUUCUGGUGGAGGAAGUCCAGAGGAAUAUUUUUGAUCAGCGAUGUGUAGAAAAUGAACUUUGGAACAGGAACAUUCGGGUCAUCAGGAGGCGCUUCAGGGACGUGUUUGAGCAGGGCUCUCUGGAUGAGGCCAGGAGGCUCUUCAUGGAUGGCCAGGAGGUAGCUGUGGUCUACUACAGGGAGGGCUACGUGCCAGAGAACUACAACGAGCAGAACUGGGAGGCACGGCUGCUGCUGGAGAGGUCGAGGGCAGUGAAGUGCCCCAACAUUGCCACCCAGCUGGCGGGCACCAAGAAGGUGCAGCAGGAGCUGAGCCGGCCCGGGACGCUGGAGAUGCUGCUGCCUGGCCAGGCCGAGGCCGUGGCUCGGAUCAGAGCCACCUUUGCUGGGCUCUACUCCCUGGACAUGGGGGAAGAGGGUGACAGGAUGGUUGCUGAGGCUGUUGCCGACCCAGACCGCUUCGUGCUGAAGCCGCAGCGAGAAGGUGGAGGGAACAACCUGUAUGGUGAGGAGCUUAGGCAGGUUCUGGAGAGGAUCAGAGACAGCCCUGAGAGAACCUCCUACAUCUUGAUGGAGAAGAUCAAGCCGCAGCCAGUGGUGAAUUACUUGCUGAGGGCUCACACCCCUGUUGAAGCCUCCAAGUGCAUCUCUGAGCUCGGGAUUUUUGGUGUCUAUGUCAGGCAGGGCGAGGAGCUGGUGAUGAACAGGGCUGCUGGGCACCUCCUGAGGACCAAGGCCAUCGAGCACGCCGACGGCGGGGUGGCCGCUGGGGUGGCCGUGCUGGACACCCCUUACUUGGUGUGA
Merops nubicus (carmine bee-eater) is the source of this 885-nucleotide messenger RNA. RefSeq names its product glutathione synthetase (gene GSS). Gene Ontology annotation, cellular component: cytosol. The transcript has 7 exons. NCBI's taxonomy places the organism in Eukaryota, Metazoa, Chordata, Aves, Coraciiformes, Meropidae. Gene Ontology annotation, biological process: glutathione biosynthetic process. The annotation marks the transcript as partial. The record is from RefSeq and is a predicted model, not a curated record. Gene Ontology annotation, molecular function: ATP binding; glutathione synthase activity; glutathione binding.